AUGGUUCGUAGAAGCGCCAUCCAACAUGAGCGCGAUCGAGUCCAGCUCGAGAUCGAAAAAACGGAAGAUGCGCUGGACAAACUGGUCUCCUUCAACUAUUCACUCAUGCAGGAGAUGGAGAUGGAGUCUCAAUCCGACUAUUCAACCGACGCGACUGGCACGGACACCGACGCGUCGUCUCCUACAGCCUCUUCCACACUGUCGGAACAUCUGCGAUCCGUCUUUCCCACUUCUCCUCUAACUCACAAUAUAACAAACGGACCGUCCAGCAUCUCAUCGAGUUAUCAUGAGCCCUCCUCUCCCCCCUCUCCGGUAUCAUCGGCUCCCGAAUCAUACGCUGCGUCGUCCGAGUCCGAUGGAGACGCCGAAUAUCUUGACGCGUUGAAGGAGCUCCGCAAUGAUCAGGUUCACUCCAACUACAACUCGGCACUGGCAGCCGAAGCACAUCUCGAGGCUUUACACUGUGAAGCAGCAGAUCUCGCUCGCCAACGCUACCUCAAUCGGGCACAUAAAUACACCCCUAGACCACCCGGCCACGGGUUGGGCAGGUGUCUCGACGAGGAUCGCCAACUGAACGACGAGGAUUUUGCGACGGAGCUUCGCAUGAGCAGACAAGCGUUCAACGAGCUGUACGAAGCCGUGAGUCUCAGUUUAAUUCUGUAACAUCGUCAAAUAUUCUUCGAAGCUCUGUGGCCUGAUCGGCUGCUCGCUCAUGUCUGGUCAGAUAAAGGAUCACGCCGUGUUCAAGUCCCGAGGAAAAAAACCUCAGACGUCGCCAAGAAUCCAACUCGCCGUCGCGUUGUGGCGCUUUGAUGGCUACGGGAACCGGGCCUCGGCAAAGAGGGCCGUCCAGUGGUCCGGUUACAGCAUCGGAUCAGUAGUGAAAUUUACCGAUCGGGUCAUCCUAGCGCUCGAGAGCCGAGUUUCCAUCGACAAAUUAUCCACACACAAUCGGAGUGUUAGGGCCGGGAGAACUCUCAAAUGA
Microbotryum saponariae is the source of this 985-nucleotide messenger RNA. Lineage: Eukaryota; Fungi; Basidiomycota; Microbotryomycetes; Microbotryales; Microbotryaceae. The record is from the annotation of a GenBank genome assembly.